This is a messenger RNA of Podospora anserina S mat+, 468 nucleotides long. RefSeq lists its product as uncharacterized. Bases 1 to 468 code for a protein of 155 amino acids. The transcript has 2 exons. NCBI's taxonomy places the organism in Eukaryota, Fungi, Ascomycota, Sordariomycetes, Sordariales, Podosporaceae. The record is from RefSeq and is a predicted model, not a curated record. Gene Ontology annotation, molecular function: protein binding.
AUGCAUAUUUCUCCACAAGAAGCCCACCACGUCGCCGUUCUUGCCGGUCAGGGAGAAUGCGCCAAACUGGUGACAGCCGUCAAAGCUCUAGCGUUGCGAGAACAUGAGUCGCCUGCCGACAUCCUUAUUGCUUGCAAGGACGACUUUCAACAGACAGCUGCGCAUAUUGCUGCAAAAUCUGGGCAGUCAAAGUCCAUCGACACACUAUCCGAUCUUUUGGAUGACAAUGAGAAAAGAGCAAUCUAUUUCAACAUGGCUAACCGUUUUUCCGGGGAUCGGCCCAUCCAUACAGCCAUGCGCCAUGGGUAUCUGGAUGCCUUCAAAGCCUUGGUCAAUCAUGGCGCGGACCCGACCCUGAAGAAUCGCUUUGGAGAUGUCGUUGAGGACUAUCCAGGUGACUUCGAGCCAGAGGAGGUAUCACGAAUUGUGGAGGAGUAUAGGACUAAGGUGGACAAACUCAGGGCAUAA